This is a messenger RNA of Fusarium poae, 864 nucleotides long. RefSeq lists its product as uncharacterized. The record is from RefSeq and is a predicted model, not a curated record. The transcript has 2 exons. Bases 1 to 864 code for a protein of 287 amino acids. Lineage: Eukaryota; Fungi; Ascomycota; Sordariomycetes; Hypocreales; Nectriaceae.
AUGGUAUUGAGAUUUCUUCAAACCAUACCAAGUCUUGGCGGUAUUUACCAUACCAAUACCAACUCAUACCAGACCAUUCUGAUCACUGGCUUCAGCAGUCUCAAAAUUUUCGAAUCGUCCCCAGAGUUUCUAGAUGUCCCUGAUAUCGAGCGUCCCAAGAACGCACAGGGAGAUGAAGAUGCUUUGGUAGCGUACACAAUCAUGGUGAACGAUCUCAACCAGAUUAGGUCCUACAUCGGAUGGAUUUGGUCCAAUUACCGAGAUGGAUGUUUCGAUCUCGCCAACGAUGCUGUUGCCACGAAUACUGGGAUCGAUCUGGCACGCAAUCUUAUUGAGCAAGUCCUCUCAAUUUUUAAAGAUCAUGGUGGUACCAGUACUAUGCUGGGGAAGUUUUCUUUUAUCUGUCGUAGACGAGAUAGAUUUUCACAGGAUGAUAUUCUUUCAUGGGGCCCAGCCGGUAAAAAUGAAAAUAUUUAUGAGGUCGCGGACAAAACCUACCUGAAUGCCAGCAUUUUUGGAACGUACGAUCCCCAGAGUGAUCGAACGUCCAAGAAAGGUCGAGCCGAAUUCAAAGAGGAUCAGAUCAUCCUAUCCGAGUUCUUCACCGAGGCCGCCACGCUCGCUCGUCUUGUUCCUAACUACCCAGUUGAAGACAACUUCAUUCGAGGAAUCCGAGAGUUGGAUGCCACUGGAAACGUACCUUUCCACCUUGUCUACGCCGACCAAAUCCUCUUGGACGUUCAUCACAUCAUCAGAGAUCACGCAUCCAGUGCAUUAGACAGUCUGCUCAAACACACGAUUGCGAUGGCUUGCGAGCUGAGUAGCCAUAUCGAGUUUCAUGAGAACUUGAGAAUUAAAAACUGA